AUGGUUACAAAUUGGGGGCCACCCACUGCAACAAUUAUUGUAGCACCGAAUAGGGAUGUUGAGCGACUUGCAGAGAUCCUUACACUCGCACAAAGACAUGAAAGAGAUCUGAAACGACUCCAGAGUGUCAAUCAUAUCAAUGAACCAAAUACUUUGACCGUCGCUAGUGCAACCCAACAGAAGGAGGAUUUAGCCGCAACGCAACUUCAGUCAACAGGAGAAUCUCCGUUCCAUUCAAGAGGUCCAGCGAUGAUGAAAAAACGAAAUCCGCCAGGAAGUCCCGGCCCACAAGAAGUUGGAGUGGCCACAAUGAAAACGAAUAAGGGCGAAGGCGAUUUGUAUUUGUUGAUGAAGGAAUUGGAGACGCAAUUGGGAUUUCUUGAAUUACAGGAUGAUUAUAUUCGAGAUGAUCAAAAAAGUCUAAAGCGAGAAUUAAUUCACGCGAAAAAUGAGAUAUUACGGAUUCGUAGUGUUCCUUUGGUGAUUGGACAGUUUUUGGAAAUGAUUGAUGAAAAUCACGGUAUUGCAAGUUCAACGGCGGGAUCCAAUUAUUAUGUUAGAGUUCUAUCGACACUGAAUAGGGAAUUGUUGAAGCCUUCUUGCUCGGUUGCCCUUCAUCGCCACUCUCAUUCCAUUGUUGAUGUUCUUCCUCCCGAAGCUGAUAGUUCAAUUCAAAUGCUGACAAUGACUGAGAAACCAAAAGUGACGUACUCAGAUAUCGGAGGAAUGGAUAUCCAGAAGCAGGAAAUCCGAGAGGCUGUCGAACUUCCAUUAACGUGUCCCGAUUUAUACCAACAGAUUGGAAUAGAUCCACCCACAGGAGUUCUUCUUUAUGGACCCCCGGGAACGGGAAAAACGAUGCUCGCUAAGGCUGUGGCUCAUCACACCACGGCGACGUUCAUUCGUGUUGUUGGAUCGGAAUUUGUGCAGAAGUAUUUGGGUGAGGGACCUCGAAUGGUUCGGGAUGUCUUUCGUCUUGCUCGUGAGAAUUCCCCAUCAAUUGUGUUUAUUGAUGAGGUUGAUGCGAUUGCCACGAAGCGUUUUGACGCUCAAACGGGAGCGGAUCGCGAAGUUCAACGUAUUCUUCUUGAGCUCUUGAAUCAGCUCGAUGGUUUUGAUCAAGCGACAUCUGUGAAAGUCAUCAUGGCGACAAAUAGAGCUGACACGUUGGAUCCUGCCCUCCUUCGCCCUGGGCGUUUGGAUCGAAAAAUUGAAUUCCCACUCCCUGAUCGUCGACAACGGCGUUUAAUCUUCCAGACCAUUACGGCAAAGAUGAGCUUAUCGGAUGAGGUUGAUUUGGAAGAUUUUGUUUCUCGGCCAGAGAGAGUCUCAGCUGCUGAUAUUGCUGCAAUUUGUCAGGAAGCCGGAAUGCACGCUGUUCGCAAAAAUCGAUGUAUCAUUCUUUCAAAAGACUUCGAAAAAGGGUGGAAGUCUCAUGUGAAACGUCAUGAGAGAACAUUCGAAUUUUACGGUCUCUGA
Molecule: messenger RNA, 1479 nt
Organism: Condylostylus longicornis
Lineage: Eukaryota; Metazoa; Arthropoda; Insecta; Diptera; Dolichopodidae
Exons: 11
Coding region: 1-1479 (492 amino acids)
Biological process (GO): proteasome-mediated ubiquitin-dependent protein catabolic process
Cellular component (GO): proteasome regulatory particle, base subcomplex
Molecular function (GO): ATP hydrolysis activity; ATP binding; proteasome-activating activity
Source: RefSeq, a predicted model, not a curated record